AUGGUGGCCGCGGCGGUCAGCCCUAAUGAGCCGAAUGCCUGGGACCGGGUGCAGGCCAGCGGCGCUGCGCUCCGCCGCGCAGGGGGGGGGCGCAGCAUGGGUGGAGCAGCAAACAGACCUGGUGGAAGAGGAAUCCCACAGGUGACGUUGAUCAGUAAAGGCUUGGGGCCUGCCUUGGUCGGGGCUGGCGCCGAUUUGCUGUCUUUGGAGACCGAUGAAGGUGUUGACCACUACGUUAUCUCCUUCCUCAAGAGGACCAAGGAGGCCUUUCCGGGUCUGGACGUGGUGGCGGGUCCCGUGAAUUCCGUGCGCCAGGCCUCCAUGCUGUGCAACCACGGAGCAGACGCCAUCCGGGUGGGCCUGGCAGAGGGCGCCAGCGCCAGUGUUUUGUACGAUGUCUCGAGGACUCUGCGAGCCAACUAUGGAACGCCGGUCUUGGCAGACCUUCAGGCGAGCAACUCCGGAGAGCUCUUGAAGGCAUUGCUACUGGGGGCCUCCACGGUCUCUGUGGAUGCGAUGGUGUCCCGCUGCGAGGAAGUGCCUGGGGACCUCAUCUUCCGAGAAGGUGUCCGAGUGAAGCUGGAGACAUCAGGCAGUGAAGACAGCGCAGCAGUGGCAAUGGGAGUGGCAACCCACAAAAUCGAUGGAGGGUCUGCUCUCAGCUACAUUCCCAUCAUCUUGAACCAGCUGCGUAGGGGCCUGCAGGACCUGGGGGUCUCCGCCCUCGCUGAGACCUCGAAGGCCUUGGACCAAGGGCUUUUGCGCCUGGAGCGACAACUGCCCCGAGUGGUCUCUUUCCAGGCUCCAAAGAUGUACCCCAUCACGGUGAAUGCGCUUCAUUAUACCUGA
Molecule: messenger RNA, 849 nt
Organism: Durusdinium trenchii
Lineage: Eukaryota; Dinophyceae; Suessiales; Symbiodiniaceae
Source: the annotation of a GenBank genome assembly